Messenger RNA from Clonostachys solani, 1665 nucleotides. NCBI's taxonomy places the organism in Eukaryota, Fungi, Ascomycota, Sordariomycetes, Hypocreales, Bionectriaceae. The record is from the annotation of a GenBank genome assembly.
AUGGACUCAGGAUCCCCUCCUUCGUUCCUUUCCCUCCCCAUUCACGUCCGCAAGAGGAUAUACUUCUUCGCAGGCUUGACCAGGGAGUGUCCAAUCGUUAUGAUCCCUCCCUCUCCAGCUAUAACUCGUUCUACGCUCAACCGUGACCCAGCUGAGACGCGUCUGGAUGACGGACUGGUCUGCAAUUUUGCAUCGCGCAACAGAGGGCGGGGGUUGGGGUUACACAUGCCACAUGAGAGCCGGGAGUGCGAAUGCCCAGAAGUCCCAAAGCAGCUUCUUCUCAUCAACAAAGCUCUCCAUGGAGAAAUCCGAGAUAUUCUGUAUGGCGAAAAUCAAUUCGUGUUGCGCGCACGUCGGCCAGACGAUCUUGAACUGCUUUAUAAGCUUUCGGAUGAUGCACUACGUGCUUUGAGCCAUCUGUUGAUCCGAUUGAACAGCUGGCCAUGCUAUCGCGGGCAUAGCUCUGAUCUUCUCUACAAACUGAGAUCCACUAGCCAAUGCUUGACAUGUGAGGCACCCGUGUCUAAGAGUGAUGGCCAGAUUUUCGUCGAUCCGGAGAAAUCUAAAUCGAUGGAGACGUGGUCGAAUUUUUGCCAGCGUCUUGCGUCCUGUCUUGCACCCGGACGUCUGAAUUUGGAAUUCAUUUGCGAUGUUGGAGAUCUUCGAACAGGUGAGAAAUUUGCCGAGUCGCUUCAGGUCCUCCGACAGCAGCUCAAGAGCUGCGCUAUCAGACUUGGCAGACGGCGAGACGCUCGUCUCCGCUCGCUCGCCCGUUCUACCGCAGCCAACUUGACUGCUAGCCAGCCAGAAAGCGAAGAAUCUCCAUUUCCAUUUCUUUUAUUACCACACGAGGUUCGCCUCCGGGUUCUCAGCUACACGAACCUCGGACCACACGGUCCCUUCAAACCAGAGUGGAGCGACAUCACCAUCAAACGUGGGAAAUUUAGCCAAAGUUAUCCCAAGGACGACCGGUCUCUCGUCUACCGAAGGGCUUGUUGCCUCGACUGUUCAUUCACAAAAUUGGACUGCACUUGCCCUUUGAACUAUUCGUCUGUCUCUCCCAAUUGCACAUGCAGAGACCUGCCUCUUGAUCUCCUCCGUGUCAAUCAGCAGAUGAACACGGAAGCAGCGCAAGUUCUCUUUGCGACAAACAUGUUUUCAUUUGAAGGCCCCUUUACCGAUACGCUCAAAAUGCUCCGUUCCCUGGAUCCUGCCUCUUUGAAACUCUUCAGGCGAAUUAGGUUUCGUUUUGAGGCAGGUCAGAUUUUCAAAUGGAGAACGUAUAAGCAGAGCUGGACCGAUCUUAUCUCCUUCAUCGGACAGAACUUUGAUACACCUCGUCUCUUCAUUGUAUUCGAUACAAAUGUUGACAGUCAAUCGUGUCGUGAGCGCCACCAUGAUCAAACGAUCAUGAACACGGUAUAUGACGGCUAUGUUUUCUUCAUGCAAGAAAUGAAAGCUCACAUCACUGUCUUGUUGGAUUUUCAUGUGACUCUUGGAGUCUUUCACUAUCUGGAGAGGAUCUUUGAGAAGCACAUCCUGGGUCAAGAGUACGACAGUCAUCGCGGUAAUCAAUAUUCGAAGCCUGCACGCAUUUUUGAGGCGGAUCCCGAUGAUGAUGAUGAUGACUCAGAGGAGGAGGCACUGAUUGGGGUUAGAUUUUGA